This is a messenger RNA of Cornus florida, 1527 nucleotides long. RefSeq names its product large ribosomal subunit protein uL4. The record is from RefSeq and is a predicted model, not a curated record. The transcript is spliced from 2 exons. Gene Ontology annotation, biological process: translation. NCBI's taxonomy places the organism in Eukaryota, Viridiplantae, Streptophyta, Magnoliopsida, Cornales, Cornaceae. Gene Ontology annotation, molecular function: RNA binding; structural constituent of ribosome. Gene Ontology annotation, cellular component: ribosome; cytosolic large ribosomal subunit. Bases 83 to 1300 code for a protein of 405 amino acids.
UGCCGCCCUCUUUCUACUUUCUCGAACCAAAAACCCUAGCUCCUCCUCCUACCUCUACUUUCUCUCUCUAGAAACCCUAGAAAUGGCUGCGGCAGCUCGGCCUCUGGUCACCGUCCAAUGCCUCGAAUCUGACAUGGCCACCGACGGAGCUACCUCCCUUCCCUUGCCGGACGUCAUGAAGUCCUCGAUCCGUCCGGACAUCGUAAACUUCGUCCACUCCAACGUCUCCAAGAACCGCCGCCAACCCUACGCCGUGUCCAAGAAGGCCGGCCACCAGACGUCCGCCGAGUCAUGGGGAACUGGCCGCGCCGUCUCUCGUAUACCCCGCGUCCCCGGCGGCGGCACACACCGCGCUGGCCAGGGUGCCUUUGGCAACAUGUGUCGCGGUGGCCGUAUGUUCGCUCCGACUAAGAUCUGGCGCCGCUGGCACCGCAAGAUCAACAUCAAGCAGAAGCGAUACGCUGUUGCUUCCGCCAUCGCCGCCUCUGCCGUUCCCUCUCUGGUCAUGGCCCGAGGGCACUGCAUCGAGUCUGUACCUGAGAUCCCCCUCGUCGUCAAUGACUCCGUUGAGGGCGUCGAAAAGACCUCGAACGCUAUCAAGGUUCUCAAGCAGAUCGGUGCAUAUGCUGAUGCCGAGAAAGCGAAAAAAAGUCACUCGAUUCGGCCUGGAAAAGGUAAAAUGCGCAAUCGGCGAUACAUUUCUCGCAAAGGUCCGCUGAUUGUGUAUGGUACUGAGGGAUCGAAGCUCGUCACCGCAUUCAGGAACCUCCCUGGAGUGGAGAUUGCGAAUGUGGAGCGACUCAAUUUGCUGAAGCUCGCGCCUGGAGGUCAUCUGGGUAGGUUUAUAAUAUGGACAAAAUCGGCUUUUGAGAAGUUGGAUUCGAUCUACGGAUCGUUCGAGAAGUCAUCUGAGAAGAAAAAGGGUUAUGUUCUGCCGAGGUCGAAAAUGGUGAAUGCGGAUCUUGCGAGGAUUAUUAACUCUGAUGAGGUGCAGUCAGUGGUGAGGCCGAUUAAGAAGGAGGUGAAGAGGGCACCUUUGAAGAAGAACCCAUUGAAGAAUCUGAAUACUAUGUUGAAACUGAACCCCUAUGCAAAGACUGCGAGGAGGAUGGCGCUUUUGGCUGAGGCUCAGCGAGUGAAGGCGAAAAAGGAGAAGCUUGAUAAGAAGAGGAAGGAAAUCACUAAGGAGGAGAUGACUUCUAUAAAGGCUGCUAGCAAGGGGUGGUACAAAACAAUGAUCUCAGACAGUGAUUAUACCGAGUUUGAUAACUUCACCAAGUGGUUGGGUGUUUCCCAGUGACUUGGUUCAUCUUUAGGAUAUAUUUAUCAGUUUUGGGUGUGGUCUUUUUGACAUUAAAUGGGAUGGGAAUUACUGGGAUAACGGUUUCUUUGCCUAGUGUAUUUUGUUGUCGAAAUUUAUGAAGGAUUUUCCCCUUUUUUUUUUUUGUUAAAACAGAACUAAAUCAAAUAUUUAGAGUUGUUCUCGAAUGGAUUAUUUAAUAUUUUAAGGUUAAUUGAUUAUCUUCA